This is a messenger RNA of Thermothelomyces thermophilus ATCC 42464, 784 nucleotides long. RefSeq lists its product as uncharacterized. Gene Ontology annotation, molecular function: proton transmembrane transporter activity. The record is from RefSeq and is a predicted model, not a curated record. Gene Ontology annotation, biological process: proton motive force-driven ATP synthesis. The transcript is spliced from 3 exons. Bases 144 to 434 code for a protein of 96 amino acids. NCBI's taxonomy places the organism in Eukaryota, Fungi, Ascomycota, Sordariomycetes, Sordariales, Chaetomiaceae.
CACCGAACCGGACCCGAAGCAUCGACGACGACAAGCCACGGGACCCAAUUGACCCAUCAAUUGACGGCCUCAGCCUCCGACGAGCCCAGAAUCCCCAAAUAGAAAGCGCAUCCAGCCGCGGGACACCGGUAUCAUCAGUCGCAAUGUCGUCAAAGGCAGGAGUCAACGUUCUCCGGUAUUCCGUCCUCGGCCUGGGCGUCGUGUACGGUUUCUACCACCAGCGGAGCAUCAACGCGGCGCAGAAGGCGGCCGCGGCGCAACGCGAGUAUGAGCACCAGCAGGAGCUGAUCAACAAGGCCAAGGAGGCCUACGCCAAGACGAAGCAAACCUCCUCCUCCCCGAACCCGGCGCAAUCGUCAGGCCUGAACCAAGACCUCAACUCGCCCAACUUUGACCUCGAAGCCUUCAUCGAGGGCCUGCUGAAGCAAAAAUAACCGGAGGCGCAGUAUAAAGGCUGGUGGGGGGAGAGCCAACGAACUGAGGCCAAAUGAGGGGAGGGGAACGGGCGGGACCCAACUCGACACACAGCGCCGGAGGAACGAAGUGCUGGAGUGGGCCAACGAACGUAAGCCCGGGGAAUGAUAGAAUAGGGGGCGAGCGGUUGAGGUGAACAUGCGCUGGCGUCGGCAAACAGGGCGGUCGGUCGGUCACACUCGAGGGACGCGAGAGGCGGCCACGCAACCGGAGCAGGCAUGGUGUAUUACUUGCGUACACUUGGCAACCACGGCAUAGAGAUUUCCUUUUUUUUUUCCCCAUCUAGGCUCAUGUCAAGGCUGUACAUGUG